UGCCCUUUCCCAUCACAUCACAGCACUUCACUUUCCCCCAAAGAAGCGUCUUGCAGCAAAAUCGUUUGCUUCGAUUUAGGGUUUUCUCGUAUUCUGGGAAAUGGCUGAUUCUCCUCGCCAAAGGUAUUCACGCUCUCCUUCUCCUUGGGAAGAAAAGUCGAGAUCUAGAUCUAAAUCAAGGUCUAGAUCUCCACCUGGGUCAUAUUCAAGGCCAAAGGAAAGAUCAAGGUCAAGAAGCCGUGGAAGGGAAGAAGUUUCUAAUCCGGGAAACACACUUUAUGUGACUGGUUUGUCUACAAGGGUCACGGAAAGGGACCUGGAGGAGCAUUUCUCAAAGGAGGGGAAGGUGAAAUCAGUUUUUCUUGUCAUGGAGCCGCGUUCUCGGAUUUCUCGUGGUUUUGCUUUUAUAACGAUGGAUAGUAUGGAGGAUGCUAAUCGUUGCAUUAAACACCUUAAUCAGACGGUUCUUGAAGGCCGUUACAUCACAGUGGAAAAGUCUCGGAGGAAACGUGGAAGGACUCCUACGCCUGGUCACUAUCUAGGGCUUAAGAACGCAAGGGAUGACGGUUAUCGUGGUGAUCGUGGAGACCGUGGCAGGUAUAGAGAUCGUGAGGACUAUGGGUACCGAAGAUCUCCAAGGCAUUCACCAUAUAGAGGUGGGCGAGAUUAUUCACCUAGGCAUUCACCUUAUGGGGGAAGGUCAAGAAGGGAGCGUUCUAGGUCAUAUUCUCCUUAUGAAAGGAGCUAUCCUCGUGGUCCCAGAUAGGACUUUGUCAAGGCGUAAUCCCCAAUGGCAAUGGAAAACUGCUACAAGAAUCUUUAUAGUGUGGUUUGUCUAGGCUGGUGUGUUUAUGUAUUGUGCUUAUCUCUAGCUGACUUCCUUAUUGUACCUUAGUUUGCAACAAGGUUUAAGUAGCGAACAGAAUGAAAUUACAAACCCUGGGAAAUGUAGUUCUGCUGCUGAUUUGAUGGAACUUUAAUUGAAAAUUUGUGAUUCUUGUA
Messenger RNA from Solanum verrucosum, 1002 nucleotides. Its product is annotated as serine/arginine-rich splicing factor SR45a-like. Gene Ontology annotation, cellular component: spliceosomal complex. Gene Ontology annotation, biological process: positive regulation of mRNA splicing, via spliceosome. Lineage: Eukaryota; Viridiplantae; Streptophyta; Magnoliopsida; Solanales; Solanaceae. The record is from RefSeq and is a predicted model, not a curated record. The transcript is spliced from 7 exons. Gene Ontology annotation, molecular function: RNA binding. Bases 101 to 766 code for a protein of 221 amino acids.